UAUUUGGGUGUAUUAAAUACCUACCUAAUAGAAAAUGGAAAAUCUUGUCAAAACGUUGUGCAGGCUUUGCCUUAAUGUUAUAAGUGAUGGAAAUUUCAAAGUAAUAGAAGAAGAAGUUCUACAGGUGCUACUUCUGAAACGGAACGCAGCAGAAAAUAUUGAGCAUGUAAUGUGCAGUGCAUGUUCCACAGCAGUAUUUGCGGCAUUUCAGUUCAAGAAGACCUGUAUGGACACGGAAGCUAGUAUUUCCCCUUACGUUAAUUCUGAAAAGGUGGCACCUGUUGAUUUAAGAGAGAUUUAUCUCGAAAUACGAGGUAAUGAACAUUUAAAAACGGUACUGGAAAAUGAGAGAAUUUGUCGAUUGUGUAUGCAGAUGGACACUUGUGGAUUCACAUCGGUAGAAGAUGUGGAAAUUGAUAUGAUUCAGAAAUGUAUUCCAGAGAUAAAUUUUAAUUCCACCAAGGAGCCAGUCGUAUGUGCAACUUGUCUCGAUUCUCUGAACGCUUACAGCAGUUUCUUAAACUGUCUAGAUGUAGAGGGACAAAUUCAUAGCAACAAAGAGAGUCUGUUUUGUAUUAAGACUGAAGAGAUUGAAAUAAAAUCUGAGGAACACGAUAACGAUAGUAUUUUAUCCAAUGAUCCUCUGAGCAUUCACAGCAGAUCCUUAAAAAAUUGUCUAGAUGUAGAGGAAAAAUUUCAUAGCGGCGAAGAGAGCCCAUUGUGUGUUAAGAUUGAAAGGAAUGAAAUAAAGUCUGAAGAAAAUGAUAGUGACUCUACUCUACAUGACUCAGCCAUCAAGCAUAGUGAUCUUUCACACCAUCAAAAAAUUCGCAAAAACAAUUCAAAAGUACGAGUAUAUGCAUGUGAUACAUGCAGUUUUAACACUGUACAUAAGGAAUCUUUUACGAACCAUCAGCUGAAACACAAAAGGGCUUCCGAGGUCCAAAUGUACCACUGCAGUGUAUGCGAUUUUAGAACUAAAUAUAAGCGCAGUCUUUCAAAACAUCACUUGGUACACAAAGAUUUUUCCGAGGUCCAAGUAUACGAGUGUCGUAUAUGCGACUAUAAAACUAAGCGAAAGCACGGUCUUAAAAACCACAUGUUAAAACAUAAAAACGUUCCUAAAUCAGAAGUAUUUGAAUGUGAUAUAUGCGAUUUUAAAACUAAAUACAAAUACUAUUUCUCAACACAUCGGUUGAAGCACCAAGAUAAUUUCAAAGUACCGAUAUACAAAUGUUAUACAUGCAAUUUAAAGUUCGAGCACGAGAGAGAUCUUUUGAGCCAUCAAACGAGCCACAAAGGUAUUUCUAAAGUACAAAUAUAUGAAUGUCAUACAUGCGGUUUUAAAACUAAAUACAAGUCCAACCUUGAAAAACAUCAGGUGAAACACAAAGAUCCAUCUGAGGUACAAAUAUACCACUGUCACGCAUGUGAUUUCAAAACUAAAUAUAAGCCCAAUAUUUCAAAACAUCAGGUAAUCCACAAAGAUACAUCCGAGAUCCAAAUGUAUGAGUGUCGUAUGUGUGAUUAUAAAACUAAGCGAAAGAGGAAUCUUAGGAACCACCUGCUAACUCACAAAAGCACUUCCGAAAUGGAAGUAUUUGAAUGCGAUGAAUGUGAUUUUAAAACUAAGUACAAAUACUAUCUUUCAACACACCGGUUGAAACACAAGAUAAUUUCAAAGAGCUGAUGCAAACCUGAUACAUACGAUUUAAAAUUCAAGCAAAGGAGCGAUCUUUCUAGCCAUCAAAUAACUCACAAAGGCGUUUCUGACGUACAUGUAAUUUCAAUACAUUCUGCAUUAAAACCAAAUACAAGUUCAACCUUGAAGAGCACCAGCUCAAACACAAAGGUCCAUUUGUGGUACAAAUGUACCAUUUCAAAACUAAAUAUAAAUAGCCUCUCAUAAAUCAUCAAAUGUUACACGAAGACUGUUCCGGGUUGAUAAAAGAAUGUCGCACACGCUGUGUGAAGUUCAAGCGCAAGGGUUUGACAACCAUACAUAAGAGCAACUUUAUUUUCUGUCAGCUGAAACACAAAAGUGUUUCCAAAGUGCAAAUGUACAAUUGCAGUACAUAUAAUUUUAAAACUAAAUAUGGAAGCAAUAUUUCAAAAUUCAUGUCAGAUAUUGAUAUACUGGCUGGCUUGGAGAGUUUGGAAAUAAUCCUGUAAAAAUUGAACGUCUUUCACGGGCGAGAAAGAGACUAAUAAAAAAUUGUAGACAAUUAAAAGCCGCCAGAAUUAGUUAGUGUAGAAACUUUAAGCAAAUUCAAAGAAAAUUCUCCAAAUAUAUACAUCAUAAAAGGAAACGAGUUUUUUGUAAACAAUAAAGCAUACACAAUACAUCAGUUGCAAGAAGCAGAAGAUAGCGGCUUCAUACCACAAGAAAAACAGGUACUGCUUUCACCAAUAUCAAAAGGAAGCAGUGAAGUUGUUCAUCAGUCUAAUCAAAUGAACCCAAGAGCCCCUAUAAACAUUAAAAUAACAAGAAAUCAACUCAAAAAUGCUUUACCAGAAACUAGAAAUAGUAGGCAGCGUAGGUAGUGAAACUUGAUAGUAAUAAGUAAUGUAUAUGUGCAUGUAAUUUUUUUACAUAUAAUUUAAACUGUAAUUAUUAUGUUUAAUGCAAUUUUAACAUUUAU
Molecule: messenger RNA, 2642 nt
Organism: Anoplophora glabripennis (Asian longhorned beetle)
Lineage: Eukaryota; Metazoa; Arthropoda; Insecta; Coleoptera; Cerambycidae
Product: zinc finger protein 90-like
Exons: 5
Coding region: 35-1690 (551 amino acids)
Biological process (GO): regulation of transcription by RNA polymerase II
Cellular component (GO): nucleus
Molecular function (GO): RNA polymerase II transcription regulatory region sequence-specific DNA binding; zinc ion binding; DNA-binding transcription factor activity, RNA polymerase II-specific
Source: RefSeq, a predicted model, not a curated record